Molecule: messenger RNA, 615 nt
Organism: Trichoplusia ni (cabbage looper)
Lineage: Eukaryota; Metazoa; Arthropoda; Insecta; Lepidoptera; Noctuidae
Product: 10 kDa heat shock protein, mitochondrial-like
Exons: 1
Coding region: 132-446 (104 amino acids)
Cellular component (GO): mitochondrial matrix
Molecular function (GO): metal ion binding; protein-folding chaperone binding; ATP binding
Source: RefSeq, a predicted model, not a curated record
GAAUGAACUUUUGUCAAAAAGUUGAACGACGGUCGGUCGCCGGUGUAGCUCGAAUAUUCUAGACAAGGUCCAGUCAAUAGGCGUUACUGCCGAUUCCUCCAUAACUUCUGUCUGCAUUUCUAAUUAAUAAUAUGGCGGCUAACGUAGUAAAGCGCUUAAUUCCUCUGCUCGACCGCGUUCUGAUCAAAAGGGCUGAAGCGGUAACGAAGACCGCUGGCGGCAUCGUCAUCCCCGAGAAGGCGCAGUCCAAAAUGCUGCAUGGAGAAGUAGUUGCCGUUGGACCUGGCGCCAGAAAAGACAACGGUGACUUCGUCCCAGUCCUGGUCAAGGUUGGCGACAAAGUCCUUCUGCCGGAAUACGGCGGCACCAAAGUGUCCAUAGAAAACGACGAGAAGGAAUACCACCUAUUCCGAGAGUCUGACAUCCUGGCGAAGAUUGAAAACUGAAUUUUGUGUUAGUUUUAAUUUUGGUGAUUCUGAUUCUGUUUACUGUUAGUCUUAAAUUUAGUACAAGUAGUGAAUGAAUAUUAUGUGAUUGUGUAAUAUGCUACUAUGUUGUGAGAUGGGAUAUUGAUGUUAUCUCCGUUGCAUUUCUUAUUAUAAAUUUGUUACAGAA